Messenger RNA from Saccostrea cuccullata (small rock oyster), 1371 nucleotides. RefSeq names its product E3 ubiquitin-protein ligase PDZRN3-B-like. Gene Ontology annotation, molecular function: metal ion binding. The record is from RefSeq and is a predicted model, not a curated record. NCBI's taxonomy places the organism in Eukaryota, Metazoa, Mollusca, Bivalvia, Ostreida, Ostreidae. Bases 382 to 1371 code for a protein of 329 amino acids. The transcript has a single exon.
UGCUAAUUUUUAAGCAAUAUUUUUUUUCUCAGAUAAUGGAAGAUUUUUUUCAUGUGGGGAUAUUAAUUAUUAGGGAUGAUAAGCGAAUACGAUGAGAAGUGUCAAUUUAGGGAGCCCUAUCUCCUGAUCUGUUGUGGUAUCGAUUUUGAGCGUCAAUACACGGUACCUUGCUCCACGGAGAGUAAGCACAGUCGGAAAAGAGCGUCGGACGAGUAACAUCAAAUUACAUUCCACAAAACUCGGAAGAUCGCCGAGUGAGGAUCUGUCCACAACUUGAUAAACUUUUGUUUGAUUUUAUUUGUCAGAAAAUGACACUUAACAAAGUUAGAAAUUUCCCAGCAGUAGGUGUAUAAGAUAAAGGUUUGAGAGGAACUUUUUGCAAUGGGUUUCAGUACGCAUCGUUUUGUUGGGUCGGUGGACCCUAAUCUGAUAUGUGGAAUUUGCAGUUCUGUUAUAGAGGAUGCUGUGUUGACGCCUUGUGGACAUACUUUUUGCUAUUGCUGCCUGGAGACUUGGAUGAGUAAACCGCGAGUAAAUUCAUGUCCUGAGUGCAGAAGUACUAUGGCUCUGAGGGACGUAAAGCCGGUACUUUGUCUUCGUAAUCUUGUGAAUGGUUUUGAUGUCAUGUGUGAUAACAGCGAACGUGGAUGUAAGUUAGUUGUGAAAUUAGAACGGUUGAAAUCCCAUUUACAGGUCUGUGGAUAUACCCCUAUAAAGUGCGCAGGGUGUUCCGAGAUGGUGAAUCGGUCAGAACUUGCAAACCAUCAAAUGUCUUGCGAGGGCAUUUCAGCUUCUUUGAAGGAUGAAAACUACGAUUCUUACAUGUACAAAUCUUUAGCAGCAAUAUCCCUAGAAAAUGAAGCUACCUCUUUGGAACUUUCGGGACUCCUUGCAAAGAUUUCGUCUUUGGAAUUUCAGUUGAAGUCACUGAAAAGAGACAUGCAAAUCUCCGAGUCAAAAAACCGUGUCCUUGAACGUGAAUAUAGGAAAACUAAGGACGAGCUUCAACAGAAGAGAAAUGAAAUUCUCGAAGUCCAGUACUCCGAGUUUGACCCGGACUAUGACUAUGGUUACACUCCGCAAACAGUAGCCAAAUUGUCCUUACUCGUCGCUAGAUUUCUGUUGAAGAAACCGUCGUAUGUGGACAGCGACAAAAUUUUUGCGGCUGUCAAACGUUCGUACGAGCAGUAUGCACGUUGUGGAAACCAGUAUGAAUAUGAUGUUCACAUGCUUGUUGCCACCGCUUUUGCGAGUAAUUGGUUCAGCGAAAGUCAGAGAAUUAACUUUCAUUGCUGGCUUCAGAGUCUUGCUAGAUAUCGUCAAUAUGCUAAUACGGGGAUAGAUUCAAGUGAACAACAUAUUUACCAAUGA